GGUUUCCCUCAGAACUGCAAGACGCCGAUAUUGCGUUACAUUGUAGCAAAAUGGCGGCUGUCAUUCAGAAUCCACUAAAAGCGUUGGGCGACCAGUUCUAUAAGGACGCCAUAGAGCAGUGCCGCAGCUACAAUGCUCGCCUGUGUGCUGAACGCAGCGUCCGCCUGCCAUUCCUGGACUCACAAACUGGUGUGGCCCAGAACAACUGCUACAUCUGGAUGGAACGACACCACCGCAGCCCCGGGGUCGAAGCCGGGCAGAUGUACACAUACCCCGCCCGCUGCUGGAGAAAGAAGAGACGGCUGCACAACGCCACGGAUCCCCGCCUGGGCAUCUACGGUCUCAAGCUCGACAGCGUGAAGGACACCUUGCCCACCCAGAGCACCACGCUGGAGGCUCUGCUACGAGGAGAGGGUCUAGACAAGAGGAACAACUCUAAGAACGAUGAGGAGAGCCUGCUGGAGAUCCAGAGAGUUCUGGAGGCAGACGCAGCAGAAGAUGCUUUCAACGAUGACGACGACUAUGAGGUGGACACUCCCAAGAGGAGACAUCGGGGCAAAGGAAGAGGUCGGGGUUCAGGCCGCAAGAAGGCAGAUAUGGAUGACGACAAGCCAUAUGUCUGUGACAACAGAUACAAACAAAAGCAGAACUCAAAAUCUUCGGCCUCAGUCUGUGCGAAGCGCUACAGGAACCGUACAGGACUAAGCUACCACUACACCCAUUCGCACCUGGCAGAGGAGGGCAGAGCCGGAGAGAGAAGCUCAGUGGCGUCUAAAUCCCCCUCUGCACAACCGACUGACAGACACAAACGUCCAAAGGGUCCAGGUGGGACCAAUAUUUCCAACAACUACUGUAAUAAAUGCCAGGGCUCGAUCAAGAAAACGGGUAAAUCUGGAUCUCCCUACUCAACCUGCCAAUGCAAAAGUGGGGGUGACCAGUGAAGAAGAGGAUUUUACUCUGGAAAAACUGAUGAUGAUGAGCCUUCAUGUCCCUUCUGAUUUGGGCCUAAAAUAACGGACUGAAACGGAUCAACAGACAUCCACCACUUUAACAGGCCAUGUGGCUUAAUUGAAGCAACUGCUCCCUUGAUGAUAUGUAUUGAUCCCUUCUGAACAUUUGAUAUGCGAGUAGAUCCAGCUUCAUUUCAUCCUUUCUGCACUGUGCUGGAGCUCUGCUGAGCUAUGGGAACACUAAAGGCCAGGCCUUUGGACUGUUUGUGCCCCUCGGCCCAGCCUGCCCACUCCUGCUCUGUGACUGUGUGUCUGCCGUGUGAUCCGAUGUGACACUAAGACGUCAUAAUCCUCAUCACUGUGCCAGCCUGCCGCUCUGCACUGGAAACCAGCUCUGACAGCCAUGACCCCUCCAACCUGAUUGGACCAGUGACCCCUGACCCCAGCCAUAGACAUGGUGCUCAAAUCCACCACUAUUACAUGCAGACCUCUGGACUACUGUAUUAACAGCCUGACAUGGACGCAAAGGUUUUAUCUUUCUGCCUCUGUCUGUUUUUGCUCUAGAUUUCCUGAGCCUCUCUGAUCUUAUUCUAAAUUUGAAUGCGUCGCAGUAAUUUAGCUUAUUUUAUUUUCAUCUUUUCUCUGUUGUAUAAUAUUUCUAUGUUUUGAACUCUUUAAAGUUUGAUUAGUAUGACUUCUUGGGUUUGUUCAGACUGUAUUAAUACCUCGGUUCUGAUCAGGUGCACAAUAGCCACAACUACUCAGGCAUCUUUCAUUUUCUUUGCUGUUGAUUGUUCAGCCCUGGUUCAUGUGAUUGUAUUCAGUUGGCAAGGAGGGACAAUAACGCCACAAAAGGAUACCAUUAUAAUCAACUCCCAAGAGGCAUUUGGGUUGUUGCAGUCUCAUUUUAUAGGAAAACAUUGCUAUAACAAACUUCGACUUUCCGUUUCAAAUCUACAGUCUCGGCAGAUUGUGACAGCAGUGGGAAUAGUCUCUGAUGCAUUUGAAAACAAUAUUGUUGCUAAAGAGACAUAACUCUGCUCAGAUCCACAUGCUAAGGGAGAAGUGAAAAUUGUAUAUCCAAGUUAUGUGACAUUUCUGUUGAGUGCUUUAGAGGGACUAAUUGCUUUAUGACAUUUAGAAGGUGCUUGCAGUACUGUAUCAAAAAGCAUUUUAGGGCGAUAGGUUGCACAUACUGUGUAAGAGCUCUGGGUCCUUCCAUGUGAUUAUAAAGUAUUGCUGCAAUGUAUUAUUAGCUGCUCCGUUUUUUAAGCUAACCAUUAAUCCUAUGUCUGGUAUGACUUGUGUAAAUGCUUGUGCAUUCAAACCAUCUUUCUUCGCUUCCCUCAGGGACCCUCCACGCAACAGUUUCUCCUUUUGGAGAAAGAAUGGAUCUGAGACUUCUCAAUUAUCUUCUGUCUUCUUCUCUUGUAUCAGUUAUUUGAUGUUUCCACAGUUAAAUGGGUCAUUGUGUCUUUUUUUUCUUCCAAAGUCAUGCCAGUAAGUGAAAGCAUGUGUUCUUCAAUCAUAACCUGCUUAAUGUUACCUACCGUAUAUGAACAGGCCUAGUGUGGUGCAGUUCUGAACAAAAGGAGACGCUCCUAAAUGCAAAAGUCAGUGAUGUCUGCUUCGACUUACCGUAUGUGUCACCAAUCAUUGAAUAGCCUGUAUACCUCGUCAACGACACAGCAAUAGGCCCUGGUAUUCUCUUGUCAAAGCCUGCCGGGGGUGGAGAAGGAGGAUAAGGGUGGGAACGGAGCCAGGAGGAGAUGAAAUGGACAUGACUGGGCAUUUGUUUCAUCUUUAGCUGUAAAUACAAAAUCGAAAUGGAGAGAAUGAAGAAGUCUUUGUUUGUUAAACUAUUUUUAUUGUUCUGAAAAAAUAAAGAAAAAGAAUGAAUGGUAA
Messenger RNA from Perca flavescens (yellow perch), 2855 nucleotides. Its product is annotated as zinc finger protein DPF3. The transcript is spliced from 10 exons. The record is from RefSeq and is a predicted model, not a curated record. Gene Ontology annotation, cellular component: nucleus. Lineage: Eukaryota; Metazoa; Chordata; Actinopteri; Perciformes; Percidae. The coding region runs from base 51 to 941 and encodes 296 amino acids.